Molecule: messenger RNA, 1655 nt
Organism: Notechis scutatus (mainland tiger snake)
Lineage: Eukaryota; Metazoa; Chordata; Lepidosauria; Squamata; Elapidae
Source: RefSeq, a predicted model, not a curated record
UUAAGUACUGUGGUGAACUCUCUUUUGUCAGAUAUUUCCGAAAUAGGGAGGAGUGCCAAGUCUUUUUGUGAACAUACUGCAAGGACACAGCCAACCCUUUCAGAUAUUGUGGUCACCUUAGUUGAAAUGGGCUUUAAUGUGGAGAUGCUCCCUGCAUAUGCUAAACGUUCCCAGCGGAUGGUAAUCACUGCACCACCUGUAACAAAUCAACCUGUGACCCCAAAAGCCCUGACAGCUGGACAGAACAAACCUCAUCCUUCUCACAUCCCUAGCCAUUUCCCAGAGUUUCCGGAUCCUCAUACUUAUAUCAAAACACCAACCUAUCGGGAGCCUGUACUGGAUUAUCAGAUCUUACGAGAAAAAGCUGCUUCACAGAGACGAGAUGUUGAAAGAGCUUUGACCCGCUUCAUGGCAAAAACUGGAGAGACACAGAGUCUUUUCAAAGAUGAUGUCAGCACUUUUCCUUUGAUAGCUGCCAGGCCUUUUGCAAUACCCUACCUGACAGCUCUGCUUCCUUCUGAAUUGGAGAUGCAGCAGAUGGAAGAGACUGAUUCCUCUGAACAAGAUGACCAGACGGACACAGAGAACCUCGCUUUACAAAUGAGCAUGGAUGAUUCAGGAGCUGAGAAGGAGAAUGCAUCAGUACUUCAGCACAAUACCUCCCUUUCUGGCAGUCGAAAUGGAGAGGAGAACUUGAUAGACAAUCCUUACCUCCGGCCUGUGAAGAAGCCCAAGAUUCGUAGGAAGAAGUGAAGUGAACAAAUGGAUGGAGUGAAGUAAGAAGGAACAGUUUCUCGUGAUCUCUGCACACUUAAGAUAGGGCACUGGAAAGGCAGAACAGCCCUCCUGGUUAAGAGCCAAGUGGAAAUACUGGACUCCCCAGUUGCUGUUUUCUUUAUCUCCAGCAAUUUGUGAUAAUUUAAGGUGAAAUCUGAAAGAAUGCCUUAGAAGCACUGAUGGCUACAUGGAUUGAAAUUUGUCUCUGCAUAAGAAUGGUUUGCUGCUAGCUUACAAUAGCUGCUGCAGCUCUUCAUCCUCAGAGAAUCUUCUUUCCAAGAAUUGCAAAUGGAUCAACUGGGGCACUGCAGACGUUUAUCCUCUCAUUUUGCCAAGUACAGAAUUCCAGAAUUAGAUUUCCUUCUUGUUUUCUAGUUCUUUGGUUUCAGGUCAUCUCACAUUGUUGAAUACAAUUUACCAGGGGUAGAAGUGGCUUCUGGUGCCAACUGAAUAUCUACUGUUGUGCCUUUAAAAACCGAGGGUGUUUAGAACUGCUCGGCUGACUAUUUCUCAAGAUCUAGAAAUCUCUGAAAUGGAAGGUUUGGACUAAUCCUUUCUCUAGCAUGAGCUACUGGGAGAGGAAAGAAGGGACAGCAUUGUCCAGGUGUAGACACAAGGUUGCUAGUACAUUUAUCAAGGGCAGAGUUUAAGAAUAAUUUCUGCAAGUGCAUUUAUAGUUCAGCACAUUGGCUGUAACUCUUCUGUCUGGCUUCAUACAGCCCAGAGUGUUUUGUUUUGAUGCUGAGUUUUGUAAGUUUGUAUUUUCUGUAAUUUGUCAGUAGAAUUAUUUUGUAUCCAUCUCUUAUUUCCAGUAUUUCUCCAUAAAACAAGGUGCACAUACAAAACUGAAGUUUCAGGAAUCCCAUCUGCUAUCUCAU